Molecule: messenger RNA, 972 nt
Organism: Rhagoletis pomonella (apple maggot)
Lineage: Eukaryota; Metazoa; Arthropoda; Insecta; Diptera; Tephritidae
Product: transmembrane protein 208
Exons: 4
Coding region: 104-628 (174 amino acids)
Biological process (GO): vacuolar protein processing
Cellular component (GO): intracellular membrane-bounded organelle
Source: RefSeq, a predicted model, not a curated record
UGCUAUUCUGAACGGGCCCAAAAAAAUAAGAGGAAGCAUUUAUAGGCAGACUAAUUUCGAGGCCGAGGAAUUGGUUAAAUAAGGACAUCUAAACAAUUUUACAAUGGCGCCAUCACAAAAGGGAAAGCAAGGAACGAAAGGAGCAAAGCAGAUUGUAGAGGAAAACAAGGCCACACUAAAAUUUUAUAGGAACAUGGCAAUUGGAUGUAGCGCUGGCACCGUAUUGAUAAACUUGAUAUUUUUUGGCAUUAGCACAGUGACGGUGAUUAUGGGCAUCAUUGCUGUACUGUCUCUAACUGCCGCCGUACAGUUCAUGGUUUUCAUGUCGCGUCCAAAGUACUCGGAAAGCGGCACUAUUCUGGAUUCUGGUAACGAUUUGAAUAUGGAGGGCGGUAUUGCCGAAAAUGUAAAAGAUUUAAUCAUUCUGACAUCAGGCACACUCUUACUUUCCCUGCUAUCCAACUACUUCUGGUUCCUCUUACUCUUGGCGCCUUUGCGGGCCGUCUGGAUGUUGUGGGGUAGUGUAAUUCAGCCUUGGCUGUCACAACGUAACGCUGCCAACCAAGAACCAGAGUUGGAUGAAAAGAAGCAACGUAAACUUGAGCGUAAAAUGCGGCGAAUGAGAUGAGGGUCUAAUAUGCGCUAAAAGGUCAGCUUACAAAUGCAGUGCCAAGAGAGCCUUAAGGGAAAAUCCAAUUAAAAUUUCGUUGCAAAUGCGAAUGAUGCCUGUAAAACAGAUAAACUCGUCGGGUGGGAAACGUGACCCUACAAAUAUUUAAGUACCUAUGUAGAUAUAUGUUUUGUGUUUGUUAUUUGGCAUCUCGAGCUGCAUCAGUAUAAUGUUAGUUUGGAAUUUCUUGUACUUUGGUGCUAGUUGCUUUUUUUUAUAAAUAUUUAUACUAGAGUUUGGAUACAAAAAAUAAGAGAUUUUUAAUUAAUAAAUGUAAAAUAAAAGGUGAGAACUUCAGUCAA